AUGGCUUACAAAAAUUCUACCGAUUUGCAAUAUGAUUCAUGUUCAUUUCAGGCAAAGGGAUCCUACAGUAAAUUCGAGACUUUUUUGAUGUCUCUUGAUAUUCCAAAUAUCAUUAUUCCUGACUGUGAUCUAAAACAGUUUGAAAAAAUUGCAUUCUCAAAUUCCCGCUUUCUUCGAAUGAGUCUCAUUGAGGGACAACUUGAGAUCAUCAUGCCACCAUUGCCAGUUCACUAUGAAACUGAUAGCCCUGACGAUGAUGAAAAAUUAUUACUAGGUGAUAGGAAGUUCGAAAUUAUUGGCCAGGUUUACAAUUGGUGCGAAGCUAAUAAAAGUUCAGUUGGGCGCCGUG
Molecule: messenger RNA, 349 nt
Organism: Racocetra fulgida
Lineage: Eukaryota; Fungi; Glomeromycota; Glomeromycetes; Diversisporales; Gigasporaceae
Source: the annotation of a GenBank genome assembly